AUGAGAAAUGGAUUCUUGUUUCUUGGACUCGUGAUUUUACUUGCACUGUUGAUUGUUCUUCAUAUCCGCGUUGCGCCCUAUACUAAGGUCGAGGAGUCCUUCCAUAUCCAAGCUGUCCAUGAUAUCUUGGCCCAUGGCUUCCCACUUACCAAACUUGGCACCGAGCGCGUCAAUUAUGACCACUUUGAAUUCCCUGGAGCUGUGCCUCGGACGGCUGUUGGUGCUGCGGUACUCGCCAAAGUAUCGCAGCUAGUCAUCGCAGUGGACGAGCAAAUCGACCGUCAGAUUCUAGCUCGAACAAUCCUGGGUCUCUACAAUACAUUCGGAUUAGCUACCUUUGCAUACGGUCUCCGCCGUAGCUUCGGCCAGACCGUAGCUACAUGGUAUCUUCUCUUCCAGAGCAGCCAGUUUCAUUUGAUCUACUAUGCGUCACGACCGCUGUCGAACAUGUUCGCCUUUGGCCUGACGACACUAUCACUCCGCUACAUGCUCCCGGAUAAAGUCGAUAGCUCCAACAAAGUACAAGGCGCAUAUCGUCUAUCACUAUGCCUCCUCACCAUUGCUGGCGUCAUCUUCCGCUCUGAACUGGCAGUCCUAGUCGCAACGCAGACACUAUUCCUGCUAGUUUCCGGCCGAAUUAGCUUAUUCAAAACCGCCAUCCCAGCAGGCCUGGUCGGCCUCACUACUGGCCUUCUUAUUACAGUAUCAGUCGACUCGCUAUUCUGGCAACGCGCCCCGCUUUGGCCCGAGCUCGAAGCAUUCAUCUUCAACGUCGUUCAUGGACAGUCUUCAGCCUGGGGCACAGAGCCAUGGUAUUUCUACUUCUGCAAUGCUCUUCCCCGUCUUCUACUAAAUCCUCUAACCUACCUCCUCGCCAUCCCUGUUGCACUCCGCCAGCCCGCAACCCGGCACUCAGCGCUCUCACUCCUCAUUCCAUCACUGUCCUUCAUGGCACUUUAUAGUUUCCAACCGCACAAGGAAUGGCGUUUUAUCGUUUACAUCAUUCCCUCUCUUACAGCUGCUGCUGCCCUCGGUGCCGCGUACCUGUGGACACACCGCUCGCGUUCGUUCUUUGCACGCCAAGGCUCCCGUCUUCUGAUCUUGUCUACAAUGGCCUCAUUCCUGCUCUCAAAUCUUGUUCUUUUGCCCGCUUCUGCGGCAAAUUAUCCCGGUGCGAAGGCUUUGAAUGCUUUACACCACUAUCAUUAUGUGAAACAUAUAUCUGGAGAGGAUACUCAUGUUUACCUUGGCAACCUUGUUUGUCAAACGGGUGUUACCCGGUUCCUGCAACAUCCCAAUACCGAAAAUCACCAGUGGGUAUACGAUAAGACCGAAGACGAAAUAACUAAGUCUAAGGCUCUAUUUUGGGAUAAAUUUGAGUAUGUGCUUGUUGAGGCUUCUGCAGAGCCCGAGUACGUGGAUAAAGAUGAAAUGCGCCUUCGUGUUGCACUUCCUGGUUCUCAGUGGGAGACCAUUGAGGUUAUUGAGGGCUUUGCGGGAUUUUCGAUUAUUAGGCCCGGGGAGCCGGCUGUGGGAAGUGCUGAGCGGUGGGUUGUGUCUUUGAUUGGUGGAAAGUCUGCUGUUGAAUUAUUUGAGUAUGUUCGAGAGACGGCGAGGAAGUUUUUGCUCAAGGGUUGGUGGGUUGAACUGAAGAUGAAGCCGAGAGUUAAGGUUCUGAAGCGGUUGAGACGUUCCACUAUAGACUCUUGA
Penicillium odoratum is the source of this 1710-nucleotide messenger RNA. Its product is annotated as dolichyl-P-Man:Man(7)GlcNAc(2)-PP-dolichol alpha-1,6-mannosyltransferase. Gene Ontology annotation, molecular function: alpha-1,6-mannosyltransferase activity. Bases 1 to 1710 code for a protein of 569 amino acids. The record is from RefSeq and is a predicted model, not a curated record. NCBI's taxonomy places the organism in Eukaryota, Fungi, Ascomycota, Eurotiomycetes, Eurotiales, Aspergillaceae. Gene Ontology annotation, biological process: protein N-linked glycosylation. The transcript is spliced from 3 exons. Gene Ontology annotation, cellular component: endoplasmic reticulum membrane.